Messenger RNA from Plasmodium knowlesi strain H, 930 nucleotides. Its product is annotated as conserved protein, unknown function. NCBI's taxonomy places the organism in Eukaryota, Apicomplexa, Aconoidasida, Haemosporida, Plasmodiidae. The transcript has 11 exons. The coding region runs from base 1 to 930 and encodes 309 amino acids. The record is from RefSeq and is a predicted model, not a curated record.
AUGAGCGCGUCAAGUGAUCAUGUUGCCCAAAGGAAUGGCCGAACCAGACUGAAACGCGCCCCCGCCGGGAAACCCACGCAUCCGAACGAUCCUGUGCACUACCCCCUCUACUACGAGACAACAGAAAGGUCAUACAAAAGCAGCGUUAGAAAUGUGAGCCAUCGAAAUAAGACGUCCAUGUUUGAUGCGGUUGGAGAUGAAAGGAAAGACUCGAGCAGUGGCUCCACCGAUAAAUGGACAAAUAAAAAAAUAAUUGCACCUCCCCCUGGAGAGAUCAAAAAGAUAUUGCAACAGGAACCAUUUCAUGUAAUGAACAAAAGGAGUGGAAGGAGGUUUCACCCGGAGGUUGCAAGUGGAAACAUAUUCUCCAAACCGAGUGGCGAUGUGGACCAAAGAAAAAGUUCGAAGAAGACGAGCAACUAUAGCCUGAACAACAACCCCUACAGGUGGGGAGUCGACGUCCUUAGAUACCCUCUACCAACACCGAAGAGAAACUACAGACACGUAGGAAAUUUAUCGACUUGUCUUGUGCCUAAUAAAAGCGCUGACACCUUCGUCCAUAAGAAGAGCCCGACUCAUUACAUCACCCACUUGGAGAAAUCUCUGUGCCCCAAGGAAAGUACCUCCAUCCAGGGAUCCAGCCGAAAGAUGAUUCGUUCGCACGAGUCCAAGUUGGAGAUAAACUGUAUCCCAAAGGAUCUCCAACGGAGCGAGAGGAAACCCACUUGCACUCUUCGCCGGGAUAACUUAAACGCUGACCUCACCCCCAUUGAGCACGUGGCAAGGAGGCCCUUCCACAUAAACACCACCUGUAGAAACAAGCAGUCCUCUGUUGCAUUCAACAGCGCCAGAGAACCGUCUCCUUUUAGAUCCGGAAAACGAAUCGGGUACAUCUCCACGAAGAGGGAGCAUUCAGUAUUCCUUUGUUGA